AUGAGCCGUCUCUCGUUGCCGUGGCUGUACGCCGCCCUGCCGGCUCUGCUGUGGGCCUCGCACGUCAGCCUGAUGGUGGAGGGGGACAACGACGCCUCCAGGAUCUGCAAGCCCGCCCCCCACUGGACGAUAAAGGGGCGCGCGCCCAUGCAGGAGCUGCAGGGGAGCGUGGUGGUGGUGGCGCUGCUGAAGGCCAGCUGACAGUUCUGCCUCACGCAGGCCUCCAAACUUGGAGGCCUGCGUGACAAGCUGAACCGCAGGAACAUGACAGAAGUGUCCUUUAUGGUGGUGAACGAGCGCGAGGCACACUCCAGAGCCAUGUACUGGGAGCUGAAGAGGAGAGCGCCCCCUGGUGUCCCCGUCUACCAGCAGGAGCCGCUUCAGAGUGACGUGUGGGAGGCCCUGGAUGGCGACAAAGACGACUUCCUGGUCUAUGAUAGGUGUGGUCUGCUCACCUUCCACAUCGUGCUGCCUUACAGUUUCCUGCACAACGUCUACGUAGAGGCCGCAAUCAGAGCCACUUAUUUGAGAGACAUCUGCAAUUGCACUGCUAAUUCUUCCUUAUCAAGUGGCAAGAACGAGACAACGCACGUCAACGCCAGCCAGGCAACUACAAUACCCAUAGUUCAACGGGGCACGGACGCUCCGGAGGUGGGAGGGACAGCUCCUGAAGUGACCCAUCACCACCACCUUCAUCACCAUCAUCCUCACCAUCCUCAUCCUCACCCCCUCCAACAACCACCCCACCAUCACCACCAGAAUCAGUCCCAACAUCAGCAUGAUGCAAGUCAGAAUACAACUCUUCAUACUCUCAGUCACCUCCACCACCAUCAGCAUCGUCAUCAGCAUCAUCAUCAGCAGCAGCAGCAGCCUGGCAACCACAGUCAUCCUGGUGGGCUGGAAGUAGAUCAUUAGGAUGCCAGGAGUGUUUUUUACUCGCUUCUUCUCUCUUGCGUAGUGUUUUUUUGCUUUCGGUGGGACUUUUGAGCAGUAAUCAGAUCGGUGGUUUGUCUCAUAUCCAGGAGCACCUCCACCCCUCUGUC
Cyclopterus lumpus (lumpfish) is the source of this 1043-nucleotide messenger RNA. RefSeq names its product selenoprotein P2 (gene selenop2). NCBI's taxonomy places the organism in Eukaryota, Metazoa, Chordata, Actinopteri, Perciformes, Cyclopteridae. Gene Ontology annotation, molecular function: selenium binding. Gene Ontology annotation, biological process: selenium compound metabolic process. The transcript has 4 exons. Gene Ontology annotation, cellular component: extracellular region. The record is from RefSeq and is a predicted model, not a curated record.